GACGCGAUAAUUGAACUCUACCAAGUACUCCAUCUUCUCUGUUCUGCAUUUCUGCCCCCCAGAAAAUCUCGAGGAGGGACGAAGGAGAAGAUCAUUGAAGCGAAGAUUAAUGGCGGGAAUUCGAAGGCUUGAGAAGCAAUGAGAAGAUAAGCGUCGCAAAAGUGAAGAACUCAAGAGCAAAACUGCUUCCGCUCAAGGCCAAACUGGUCUUCUUCAAUUCGGUUCCGGCACUUCCGAGAUUUUAGAGACCGCAUUCAAGAAAGAAACUGUUGGUGUUGGCAAGGACCCUACUGUUCAAAUUCAAUCAACAAUGGCUAAACCAGUCGAAGAAAAACCAGGCAUAGAAGCCAUUAACAAGCUUAAAUCGACAGACCCACCAUUAUUUCUCUCUCCAAGUCCCGACCUUUCUUGCUUUUCCCGCUUAGCCUCCCAACAUAUCUUUGCUUCGCUCAAACCAUUCUCUCCCAAAUCGCCUUUUGACCAGCUUCAUUUACAUGGGUUUGACGCUGAGCAAAUUUGGCAGCAAAUUGACCUCCAAUGUCAGCCUUUAAUUACCUCUCUUAAACGAGAAAUCAAGCGAUAUGAGAAAAAUCCAGAUAAAAUCUUGGAUCAGUUUGGGGUAUCUGGGGCCAAUGGGGUGUUGGAGAGAAGAAUUAAGGAAAACGGAGAUGUGGGUUUGGAAGAUAGUGAGGAAUUGAGUGAUGAAGAUGAGGAUGAGGAGGGAGAAGAUAGGGAGUCUGAGUCUGAGGAAGAAGAGGAUGAUGAUGAUAAUGAUGAAAGUGGGGAGGAAGAAGAGGAGUUGGAGGAUGAUGGUGAUGGAGUGCCAGAGGUUGAAGAUGAUUUUUUGAAGAUUAAGGAUUUGGAGAAGUAUCUAGUGAGAGAGGAGGAGAAAGAAUAUGGGUCGGAAGAGAAGAAGAGUAAAAAGAACAAGAAGAAGAAAGGACGUAAAAAUGUUGAUGGUGAUGAAGAGGAUAAAAACGAGGAGAGUGAGGAAGAAGAAGAUGAUGAUGAGCUUCUCAUGUAUGGUGGAGAUGGCGAAGACGGGUCUGACGGUUCAAUCAGAUAUGAAGAUUUCUAUGUUUCUAAGAAGAAAACGCCAGUAACAAAACGGAAACGAGUUGACAAGUCAGAUGACUCUGAUAUGGAGGAUGAAAAUGUUGAUGAUUCUGAUGACGCAGAGAUGGAGGAUGAAGAUGAUGAUGAUGCUGAUGAUUCAAAGAUGGAAAAUGAUAAUGACGAGCAGAAUGGAAAUCUGUCUACUUAUGAGAAGGCGCGUGAAAAGAUCCAAGCCAAAAUAAAGCAGAUGGAAGCUGAAAACUUGGCUCCAAAAGAUUGGACCAUGCAGGGAGAGAUAUCUGCAUCCAAGAGGCCAGUAGAUAGUGCAUUGGAAGUGGACCUGGAUUUUGAGCACAACAUGAGGCCGCCUCCUGUUAUAACAGAAGAGGUGACAGCAUCUCUUGAAGAAAUUAUAAAGAAAAGAAUACUUGAGGGACAAUUUGAUGAUGUUCAACGGGCUCCUAAAUUGGUAUCUGCAGCACCUAAGGAAACUAAAGAGCUGGAUGAUCAUAAGAGCAAGAAAGGCCUUGGUGAAAUUUAUGAGGAAGAAUAUGCUCAGCAGGCUGGGUUUGUGUCGGCGCCCUUGUCAAUGAAUGAUGAAUUGAAAAAAGAGGCAAGCGAUUUGUUCAAAAGAUUGUGCCUGAAGCUGGAUGCACUUUCCCACUUCCAUUUUGCUCCCAAGCCGGUUGUGGAGGACAUGUCUAUUCAGACCAAUGUUCCUGCUUUAACCAUGGAAGAGGUUGCCCCGGUAGCCGUAUCGGAUGCAGCUAUGCUUGCUCCUGAGGAAGUGUUUUCUGGUAAGAAAAAUAUCAAAGAGGAUAAUGAGUUAACAAAGGAGGACAGAAAGAAGAGGAGAGCCAAAAAGAAGAGAAAAUUCAAAGCUGUAAGUGCAAAAAAAGCAGCAAGCACAACGCCCAAGAAACCAUCUCAAACUCUGAAUGAAGGCAAGGAGCAGUAAUAGUGUUCCUUAAAAUUUUAAAACAGUCCAUUAAGAUUUGAAAUACAAGCUGUCAUAGAAGAAGAUGACAGUCAUUGGAGGUGGCAUUUGAUCGUCAACUAGGUGAAGCCACACGAAUUGAGGCAGGUGUACAAAGAGUAUAAACCAAUAAAGGAAUGUGGUUGGUUUUGUUAGGAGCUCCAUGCACAAUUUUGGGAAGGUUUUUAUCUGCAGUUGUUCAAUCUACCUGCAUAUUCUGAGUUGUGCACCCAAAUUUCCCAGCAUGGUUACAGGUAAGAAAACAUUCAAAUGAACGAUGGAACUGUUUGUGAGAACUAGUUCAGCUGACUAGUAAACAAGCUCGAUUUCUUUUUAAAACUCUCAGUUCUGAAAGGUUAUAAUAUAUGAGAAUAUAUAUGACUUCUUCAGUUUAAGUUUGUGGGAAGAAAUGGAAUAUCAACGUACUAUUAUGAUUGUUAUUUUUAUCCUAAUAUAUUACUGCCAUAUAUUAAUACGAAGUAUGUCUGUAUGCUCAA
Molecule: messenger RNA, 2529 nt
Organism: Spinacia oleracea (spinach)
Lineage: Eukaryota; Viridiplantae; Streptophyta; Magnoliopsida; Caryophyllales; Amaranthaceae
Product: M phase phosphoprotein 10-like
Exons: 14
Coding region: 311-2014 (567 amino acids)
Biological process (GO): rRNA processing
Cellular component (GO): Mpp10 complex; nucleus; small-subunit processome
Source: RefSeq, a predicted model, not a curated record